Lobosporangium transversale is the source of this 1885-nucleotide messenger RNA. RefSeq names its product cleft lip and palate associated transmembrane protein. The record is from RefSeq and is a predicted model, not a curated record. NCBI's taxonomy places the organism in Eukaryota, Fungi, Mortierellomycota, Mortierellomycetes, Mortierellales, Mortierellaceae. Gene Ontology annotation, cellular component: membrane; endomembrane system. The transcript has 7 exons. Bases 55 to 1728 code for a protein of 557 amino acids.
GGAUUUGGAGGAAAGAAUCGGGCGCCCUCCACACAGCCCUCACCUGACUCGAUUAUGAACGGCCCUGACGGUGUUCAACAGAUCAAAUUUAACGCCGCAAGUGGGCCAUUCCCAGAUAAACUUUAUCCCCUUUGGACACCUGGCAUUAAGGCUGAUAUGUUUGUUUACCUCUCAGAAGAACCCAAUUUUUCAGACUUCAACAACAAGGAUAGCCUUGUCUGGCGAUCGAAUGAUAUUGAGCUUGGUGAUUGGAGCGAAGACCGUGUUGUGGACCUUUCGAUCAUUCCAUCCAAGCAUGUUCAAAACAAUGGGACAUUGUUCGCACACAUUUACUUCGCAAAGCAACCUGCUAUUUUGGAUCCUACUGCUCCUGGUUUUAGUGUUGACAACCGUGUAUAUACUCGUAAAAUGUUGACUCGAUAUUUCACCAAGAAAAAGGAGCUUAAGGUCAAGAAAUUAAUUGGUGGCAAUAACCAAGAGACUGAGCCUGAGAAAUCUGCAGUUGAGGAAGAGACACCUGCUUCUGGUACAGCGAUUGUAUCGUACUGGCAUCAGAACCUCACUCUCACUGUCCUAUCGGAUCGCUCCGUAAUUCCUUACUCGGCUGUCCCACCAGAGCUGAGAGAUAUAUACCAGUUGGAAAGCACAGGAUUGCGCGAUCAACAUGGAAAUGGCUUUGUUCUUCCUGCUCUCUGGGUUAAUGACUUUUGGCUUUUGAAAGAACAAAUGUUUCCCAUCAACGAGACCGUCAAGGAGUUGCCUCUUAGAAUCAACUUUUAUCCUAUUAGCUACAUGAAACUUCAGAUGUAUGCUUCCAUGGAUGUCGGCAUGAAGAGGCAGUCAGGAAUGAUGGGCAGUACUGGUUCAGAGUUGGAUGAAUUUAAGCGCAUGUUGAUCGAGACCAACCCAUGGUUGCUGCUCUUGACUGUUGUCGUUAGUGUUCUUCACAGUGCUUUCGAGAUGCUCGCUUUCAAGAAUGAUAUUGCAUUCUGGAAAGACAAGAAGGGCACAGCUGGUCUGUCUGUUCGCGCCAUUUUCUUGGAUAUUGCUCAGCAGAUUAUUGUCUUUGCAUACCUCAUGGAUAAUAAUCAGGACACUAGCUACAUGAUCUUAAUCGGACAGGGUGUUGGAUUGGCGAUUGAGCUUUGGAAGGUCAAAAAAGCACUCAAAGUCGACAUCGUGCCUGCCACUACUGGUAUCCUUCCGUAUCGUCUUCAUUUCAACACUUCGGAGCCUCUUACAGAUCUGGAGUCGAAGACCAAAGAGUAUGAUCAAGAAGCCUUCAAAUAUUUGUCCUGGGCUGCCUUCCCAUUGUUAGCUUGCUAUGCAAUCUAUUCACUGUUGUAUCAGGAGCACAAAUCAUGGUACUCGUUUGUCGUCUCGACACUUGUUGGUUUUGUGUAUACGUUUGGAUUUAUUAAGAUGACACCCCAGUUGUUCAUCAACUACAAACUCAAGAGUGUGGCCCACAUGCCUUUCAGAACCAUGAUGUAUAAAUCGCUAAACACCUUUAUUGAUGAUUUAUUUUCAUUUAUCAUCAAGAUGCCAAUGAUGCAUCGAUUGGCAUGUCUGAGAGAUGAUGUGGUAUUCUUUGUGUACCUGUAUCAGAGAUGGAUUUACAGAACAGACCACAGUCGUGCCAAUGAGUUUGGUCAAGUGGGAGAGGAGGAGACUCCGAAGGAAGCAACAGAAAUCGAAGCGAAAGAGGAAUCCAAGAAAGACAAGUAGUUUAUUACUCAGGCGACUGAUAAUCACUAAAUAAAAAUAUAAACAAAUGCUAAUAAGCACGAUCUUUGCGAUAGACUUGAGUCCACUUGCUGACAAUGUAGUCUCCAAAGUUAAUAUCACCAUUCAAUAGUUUGGUUGCGACAGACUUUGCGUCCUG